CUCCGCGGCGCGCGCGUCGGGAUCGUCGCGCGCCCGGGACCGGGGUACGUCUCCGCGAUGCACGCGACGUGGAUGAACGGCGCGAUCGCGGUCCCGCUCGCGACGUCGCACGCCGCGGAAGAGACGACGCACGUCCUGAGAGACGCGGGCGUGCGCGUCGUCGCGCACGCGCCGGGCGGCGCCGCGUCGUCCGAUGACGUCGACGACGCGAGCGCGCGGCUGUACGCGAACGCCGGCGUCGCCGCCGCGGUCGUCGUGCCGCCGUUCGACGAUCGCGAUCGCGACGACGCGCGUCACGCCCGCCGCGACGACCGCGACGCCGGAUCCUCCGUCUGGAUCGACAACGCGCCGUCGGACCCCGCGUUGAUCAUCUACACGAGCGGCACCACCGGGAAACCGAAGGCGCGUCCUAUCUCACGCCGGUUCCCAUACGACCGCGGCGCGACGCACACGCACGCGUCCCUCGCGGCGCAGUGCGAUUCCCUCGCCGCCGCGUGGGAGUGGCGCGACGACGAUCUGAUCUACCACGCGCUGCCGCUGCAUCACAUCCACGGGAUCGUGAACGCGUGGAUGUGCGCGCACUACGUCGGCGCGCGCGUCGAGUUCGGCGGCGACGGAGCAGGAUUUUCCCCGCGACGGUUUUGGUCGCGGACGCGCGACGCGUCCGAGCCUCGGAUCACGGUGUUCAUGGGCGUGCCGACGAUGUACGUCAUGCUCUUGCGGACGCUGACCGCGCUCGAUCGGACGCCCGGCGCGCGCGAAACCGCGACCGAGGCGGUGAAGGCGCUCAGGUUGACCGUGAGCGGCUCGGCGGCGUGCCCCGUGCCGACGCAGACGGCGUGGAGAGAGACGACGGGCGGGGACGUCCUCCUCGAACGGUACGGGAUGACGGAGAUCGGGAUGGCGCUGUCGAACCCGCUGCGGGGGACGCGGACGCCGGGGGCGGUCGGGACGCCGCUGCCGGGCGUGGAGGUGAAGAUCGUCGAAGAGGAGCGAGCGGGCGAGGACGAGGAAGAACGUCGCGGCGUAUACGGCGGCGGCGAGUACGCGCGAGGCCCCGGGGAGCUGCUCGUUCGCGGCCCCGGCGUGUUCGACGGGUACUGGAACGACCCGGAGAAGACUCGGGACUCUUUCGACGACGAGGGGUACUUCAGGACCGGGGACACCGCGGCGGUGACGAGAGAGGGCGCGUACGUGAUCUUAGGCAGAACGUCCGUGGACGUGUUCAACACGGGCGGGCACAAGGUGUCCGCGCUCGAGAUCGAGGCGAAACUUUUGGAGCACCCGGAGGUGCGCGAGGUCGCGGUCGUGGGGCUGCCGGACGACGCGUACGGCGAGAUCGCCGCCGCGAUCGUCGUGUUGAGAGACGGCGACGGCGACGGCGGCGACGGCGGGGGCGGGGGCGGGGGCGAGAACGUCGACGUCGCGCGGGUGGUGGACGUCGGCGAGCGCGAACGCGACUUGAGAGCGUUUUGCGCGAAGGAUCUGGCGUCGCAUAAAGUCCCGCGGACGUUCGUCUUCGCGGAGAAGAUACCGAGGAACGCGAUGGGGAAGGUGAACAAGAAGACGCUCAGGAAGACGAUGUUCCCGACGGUUGACUUCUCGGCGUAGUAGGGUUUAACACAGUACGAUAGCGCGGUAGCAC
Micromonas pusilla CCMP1545 is the source of this 1645-nucleotide messenger RNA. RefSeq lists its product as uncharacterized. The record is from RefSeq and is a predicted model, not a curated record. Bases 58 to 1611 code for a protein of 517 amino acids. Gene Ontology annotation, molecular function: medium-chain fatty acid-CoA ligase activity. Lineage: Eukaryota; Viridiplantae; Chlorophyta; Mamiellophyceae; Mamiellales; Mamiellaceae. Gene Ontology annotation, biological process: fatty acid metabolic process. The transcript is spliced from 3 exons.